Messenger RNA from Podospora pseudopauciseta, 1068 nucleotides. RefSeq lists its product as uncharacterized. Gene Ontology annotation, molecular function: serine-type endopeptidase activity. The record is from RefSeq and is a predicted model, not a curated record. The transcript is spliced from 3 exons. Gene Ontology annotation, biological process: proteolysis. NCBI's taxonomy places the organism in Eukaryota, Fungi, Ascomycota, Sordariomycetes, Sordariales, Podosporaceae. Bases 1 to 1068 code for a protein of 355 amino acids.
AUGGCCCCAGGCCGCGAUGUCAUGACUACAGGGGAAGAGGACGACGGCGUUUACGUGUCGAGCGGAAACUCGUUCGCGGCGCCAACGAUUGCUGGUCUUGUGGCAUACUGGCGCGGGCUUCCUGGUAUCAAAAACGGCUGGGACGAAGAGCUAAAGAAGCCUGCCAACGUCAAGAAGUGCCUUCUGUAUAUUCAUCGGCCACUCUUUCCUGGGAACCGUGUGGACGGCCUUGACGAAUCCAAGCUUGGCGCUAAUAAACAUGAGCCGAAAGGCCGGGGCCUUAACAACCUAUUUGCUGUCCCGUUUAUCUGGUCUGGAGAGUAUAAGGAAAAGAAUUGCCUUACCGAUCCAGACAUGCACCCGCGCUGUCCAAAGGGAAGUCUCGCAGACCUGGCACCUUUCGGUACUGGAUGCGAUCAAUACACCGCCGGUCCAUGCGUAGAGAUCGUUCCUGGUGGCCUGCCGACAAAUACGCCUGGACCUGGUGCCUUUAGCGACCCCAUUACGUUUCAGACGGGCUCAGCAAAUGUCACCUGCGCCGCGGAAUCUCCAGGAUGCGGUUCCCUCUGCACCGGUUUCUAUUGCGGCUCGACCGCCACGGCGAACUCAUCGACCACCUUGCCACCCGACUGCUAUGGUCCCAAGAAUCCUUCUCACACCUUCAAUACACUCACGGGAGCCACGACAGUCAGAGAGACUCAAGCCACCUCGGUAACCAAUACGUCUACUCUCUCGGUGGAGACGAUAAUUUCCACGAUGGUUUCGGAGACUGUUACUGUAGAGGUAACCAGUACCAUCCCAAGUCAUCCCAGAGCCGUAGAGGCUUUUGUCACCAUCCUGGAGGACGGAAAGACAGUCUGCGUGUUCAGCAUCUUCUGGUUUCCCGACACCGAGGGACAGAACUGCCUGGAAAAGCAGAUCAAUGCUGGGGGGACUGAGUGCCGCCCCAUUGGUCGCAUUGCGUCCUGGACCGAUGGGCUUUCAGACAUGGAGUUUGUGUCGAGCACAGGCGGAUCUGAGUACACUUGCCAUCUCUUCUUCGCCCAGGUGAUGGAGAGAGAGGUCUGA